UCCAACGCCUUAACACUCCGUGCUGAUGUGAUAUCCUCCGUGCGAUGUCUCCGGCCGAGCUGGGCGCUGCGACCACCGGAGCCCGGGGCUGCUUGCGCUGAGCCGGGAGGGGCUGGGGGAGGCGGCCGCGCAUGUGCCGGCCGUGCCCCCCGCCCGGGCUGCUCCGGCAUCCUCGGCAUCCUCCCAGGCAUCCUUCUAAGCAUCCUCCCAAGCAUCUUCCCCGCCGGGCGCUGCGCUCCGCAGCCCGCGCAACAAAAGCGCCGCGGCCGCGCCCCGCGGAGCCGCUCCCGGCGCGGGGCACCUGCUGCUGCUGCUGCUGCUGCUGCUGAUGGUGAUGGUGAUGGUGAUGGUGAUGAUCCAACCCUGCUGCUGCUGAUCUAACGGUGCUCCCGCUCCGCUCCGCCCGCGCCCUGCGCAGCGCCGGCCGCGCCCGCGGAGCCGCGGAGCUGUCCGGGCUCGGGUUCCGUGCAAGCUCCGGGAUCGGGCUCCGGGCUCAGGCUCUGUGCAGGCUGCGGGUUCGGGCUCCGGGCUCGGGCUCGGGCUCUGGGCUCGGGCUCGGGCUCUGUCCGUGGUGCUGCCGCCCCCGCGGCCGAGCGCAGCCCCCGGACCGCGCCCGCCCGGCCGCUCCCCGCCCGGCAUCCUGUUGCGCCGGGAGCGCGGCGAGCGGGGGAAGAGCAUCCGAGAGCAUCAGAGAGCAGCAUUAGAGAGCAUCUGAGAGCAUCCAAGAGCAUCCGAGAGGAUCCAAGAGCAUCCGAGAGGAUCCUAGCGAGGAGCCUGAGCGCCGGCCCCGCUCCGAACAAUGGCUGCGCUGCCGCGGCUGCUCUGCGCGGCCGCGCUCGCCCUGCUGCUCUGGGCUGGAUUUUGCUCCUCGGUGUGUGUGGAAGUCCCAUCUGAGACAGAGGCUGUCCAAGGGACGGACAUGAAGCUGCUCUGCAUCUCCUGCAUGAAGAGGGAAGAGGUGACAGCCAGCACGGUGGUGGAAUGGUACUACAGGCCCAACGGGGGGAAGGAUGAGCCUAUCUACGAGUACAGGAAAACCAACCAUGAGUUCCCGAGCCGCUUCAGCGGGCGGAUCCAGUGGAACGGGAGCAAAGACAUGCAGGACGUGUCCAUCACCGUGGUGAACGUCACCCUCAACGACUCGGGCAUCUACACCUGCAACAUCACCCGCGAGUUCGAGUUCGAGAUCCACCGGCCGCUCUUCCAGAGCUCCCGGGUCAUCCACCUCACCGUGGUGGAGGAGGCUGGAGAAGACUUCACCUCUGUCAUCUCAGAAAUCAUGAUGUAUAUUCUGCUGGUGUUCCUCACGCUGUGGCUGCUGAUUGAGAUGAUCUAUUGCUACAGGAAGGUGUCCAAGGCAGAGGAGGCUGCCCAGGAAAAUGCGACAGACUACCUUGCAAUUCCAUCGGAAAACAAGGAGAACUGUGCUGUGCCUGUGGAGGAGUAGCAGAGGGGAGGCAGCGCAGUGAGCGGCACCAAGGGGCUCUGAAGACAGAAGGACCACGCCACACCAGCCAGCUUUGAGGGGAGCUCUGCGCUGUCAAAGGAGGAGCAGGGGGAAGUGUAAAUUCUCUCCCAUUUGGACUCUGUACAGCCUUGACUUUGGUCCUGUGACCCACCUGAGCUGCCAGCCCGGUGCUGAAGGACUCCUCUGUGGAAGCAUGCUGAGCAAAUGGGUGUGGGCAGCACGGCUCCUCCCCGACUCUCAGUCCCACCAUCACCUCAAUGGCUUUGUAAAUGUCACCUGUCACUCCUUAGCUGCUCUCACCACCACCUUUAUUUGCUAAAUGUGCUACUUCUCCACUGCAGAGGUUAAGGGUAUGUACGGCACGCUGCUCUGAGCUGCAGGAGUGUGAACAAGGAUCUCUUAGGGGGUUAUUCCACCACAUACUGUGGCCCAAGCGGUUCUCUUGGUGUUAAAACAGGAAGAAUUUAAUUAAUUAGUGAAGUCACUCUGAAUUUUAGGCUGUCCAUGCACAAGCAGAGUAGGGUGAGGACUGCAAUGCACUAAAAUUGGCAAUUUAGUAUUGUAGGAAGGACAGGUCUCUGUCAUGUUCACACUUUGGAGGGAAUUGAGAAUACAGACCAUGAAGUAUUCCUGCUUUGGGAAGCAGGAUGAUGUAAAUAUAAGAAACCCCUGUGUCCCUGUCAUUUAUCGAAGUGUCAAAGCCCUCAUUCCACCUGCCUGGCACAGCAGGAGGAACCUGCCACAGCUGGCAAGGCAGCAGGACAAGGUACUGAUCCACCUUUUCCUGGGAAACCUCAAAAAGGAAGGCAGCCCCAUGCUGGUAGGCAGGAGAAAUAAAUAGGAUGCAAAGCCCUCACAGCUGAGUAAAAUGGUUGUAGUUUUGUAACUGUGAUGGUUCUCUGGUGCUGUAGCAGCACCAUCUAGAGGGACAGACAGAAAACACCCACUUUUCCCAGUUAAUCCUAAUUCUCUCUUGAGGUAAUUAAUCACCAGUAUAAAUAGUCUGGAUUAAUCAUAAAUGAUCUUCUGGUGCCCAGGAAUCACCCUGCAAAUCCCACCUUUCCUAUGCAAACUUACCUUUUCUGAGGGUUAAGCAGAAUAAAAACUGUUUUCUGCCCUUCAGCGCAGAUCAGUCGAGCUCAACAGCUGGGAUUGGAAGGGAGGAAAAGGCAGAACCAUUGGCCAGGGUGGAAUUGUGCUGUAAAACCAGGUGGGGAAGGUUUGGGCUUGUUGCAUGGCAGGGCUGUGACAUCCCUGCUGCAGUGGAGCCUGUGCUGCUUUGUUGACAACUGAGUUGACAAAUUCUGCUCCAUUUGUGAAGUAGCUCCAAGUGCUUGUGACUCCAGGCAUGCUCCCCACCCACGGGAUCCCCUCUGCUUUGUCCUGCUGCUUUUUAUGUGCUGGCUAAAAAUCACAGGAAUUACCCCAUUUGUAAGGCAGGCUCAGGCCAAUUUCCAGCUGGAACUUGUUCAAAACCCUUUUUUAGAGUGGGUGUCAACUUUAGCCAACUACUCCAGUGCAAUCUUGGUAGUAGGAUUGCUCCCAAACCCAGAGCCAAGCCUGGCAAGGGGAGCACAUUUUUUAGAUGAAGCGCACUCGCAGUCUGGGCACCAGUUCCAAGAUCCUGAUAUCCAAAAGGGAUAUCCAAAAGGAACAUCCAAAAGGGAUAUCCAAGAAUAUUCAGCUAGAUGCCAUCUUUUUUCCCUAUCCCAGUUUGCCUGGCAGAAUCCUGAACUCAACAGAGGAGGGACUGAGUUGUAACUCUGGGGUUUCCAGCACUGCCCACGGCUCUGAGCCCAUUUUAGGUGAAUUUUAGGACACAACUCCAGCUCUGCUCCUCAGUCCCUGUGAGCCACAGACAACCCUCUGGUGUCAUACUGUUAAAUCAAAGCAGGAGUGAACCCAAGAACUUCUUGAGAGCUACCUCAGGUGGUAAAGAAGGGCCGUCCCCUUGUCCUGCACCUCCCUGAGUCCCACAGGCAUCUUCUGGAUGCUUUUUUUGGACAAAUCUUUCACUUUUCCAGUUCCUGCAGACAGAGGUGACAUUGCCACGUGGUGUUCCAAGCAGGAGGAAACGGGGUGCAAAGUUCUGCCCAAGAAUCUCGCAGGGUAAAAGGAAUAAUAAUUGAAAAAUUGGUGAUUCUUCAAGACCUGGAAGAGAUGGUCCUGACAAAGACUCUGUGUGUGAUGGAAUGAGCAAGGAGACUCUGGAACAGGCAGGACAAUAAAAAGAACCAAGAGCCAC
This is a messenger RNA of Zonotrichia leucophrys gambelii, 3713 nucleotides long. RefSeq names its product sodium voltage-gated channel beta subunit 3 (gene SCN3B). Lineage: Eukaryota; Metazoa; Chordata; Aves; Passeriformes; Passerellidae. Gene Ontology annotation, cellular component: voltage-gated sodium channel complex. The transcript has 6 exons. Gene Ontology annotation, biological process: regulation of sodium ion transmembrane transporter activity; ventricular cardiac muscle cell action potential; sodium ion transport. Gene Ontology annotation, molecular function: transmembrane transporter binding; sodium channel inhibitor activity. Bases 800 to 1447 code for a protein of 215 amino acids. The record is from RefSeq and is a predicted model, not a curated record.